Molecule: messenger RNA, 1632 nt
Organism: Hyaena hyaena (striped hyena)
Lineage: Eukaryota; Metazoa; Chordata; Mammalia; Carnivora; Hyaenidae
Gene: VPS36
Product: vacuolar protein sorting 36 homolog
Exons: 14
Coding region: 68-1228 (386 amino acids)
Biological process (GO): protein transport to vacuole involved in ubiquitin-dependent protein catabolic process via the multivesicular body sorting pathway
Cellular component (GO): late endosome membrane; ESCRT II complex
Molecular function (GO): ubiquitin binding; phosphatidylinositol-3-phosphate binding
Source: RefSeq, a predicted model, not a curated record
CAGCGCGCGGCUCGCGGCCCCGGAGCGCCGGCGCGGGCGAGCGGCGGAGGCCGGCCUGGCGGCGGCCAUGGACCGCUUCGUGUGGACCAGCGGCCUCCUGGAGAUCAACGAGACGCUGGUGAUCCAGCAGCGCGGCGUGCGCAUCUACGACGGCGAGGAGAAGAUAAAAUUUGAUGCUGGGACCCUCCUUCUUAGUACACAUCGACUGAUUUGGAGAGAUCAGAAAAAUCAUGAGUGCUGCAUGGCCAUUCCUCUUUCCCACAUUGUGUUCAUUGAAGAACAGGCAGCUGGAAUUGGGAAAAGUGCCAAAAUAGUGGUUCAUCUUCACCCAGCGCCACCUAACAAAGAACCUGGUCCCUUCCAGAGUAGUAAGAACUCCUACAUCAAACUCUCCUUCAAAGAACACGGCCAGAUUGAGUUUUACAGGCGUUUAUCUGAGGAAAUGACACAGAGAAGAUGGGAGAAUAUGCCAGUUUCCCAGGCUUUACAAACAAAUAGAGGACCCCAGCCAGGAAGAAUAAGGGCUGUAGGAAUUGUAGGCAUUGAAAGGAAAUUGGAAGAAAAAAGGAAAGAAACUGACAAAAACAUUUCUGAGGCCUUUGAAGACCUCAGCAAGUUAAUGGUCAAGGCUAAGGAAAUGGUGGAAUUAUCAAAAUCAAUUGCUAAUAAGAUUAAAGACAAGCAAGGUGACAUCACAGAAGAUGAGACCAUCAGGUUUAAAUCCUACUUGCUGAGCAUGGGGAUAGCUAACCCGGUCACCAGGGAGACGUGCGGCUCGGGCACACAGUACCACAUGCAGCUGGCCAGACAGCUGGCUGGGAUACUGCAGGCGCCGCUGGAGGAACGAGGGGGAAUCAUGUCACUUACAGAGGUGUACUGUUUAGUAAACCGAGCUCGUGGAAUGGAGUUGCUCUCACCUGAAGAUUUAGUGAAUGCAUGCAAGAUGCUGGAAGCACUACAGUUACCACUCAGGCUCCGAGUUUUUGACAGUGGCGUCAUGGUGAUUGAGCUUCAGUCCCACAAGGAAGAGGAAAUGGUGGCCUCAGCCUUGGAGACAGUUUCAGAAAAGGGAUCCCUAACAUCAGAAGAGUUUGCUAAGCUGGUGGGAAUGUCUGUCCUCCUGGCUAAGGAAAGGUUGCUGCUCGCAGAGAAGAUGGGCCACCUUUGCCGAGAUGAUUCAGUGGAAGGCUUGCGGUUUUAUCCAAAUUUAUUUAUGACACAGAGCUAAGGGUUUUGUAUUUAAAAUACUUCUUGUCCAUAUACUUGUAUCAUGUAGAGGUUGUAUGACAUUCAGCUCAGAGUAAACCUUGAUGAACUGAGAAUUUCUGGAACUUUACACCAUAAUAGAAUACCCUUCUAAUUUCUCCCAAAUAUUAUGGUCCCGGAAGUUUACUUAGGAUAAAUAUAGGAAAAUACAGAAAACUGAAUGCCACAGUGAGUUUGAAAUCAUGCUACAGCUGUAUAGAACCUUCUAUGGUGAAUUUUAACGUGAUCCUCAAAUCUGAUUUUUUAAAAAAGGGAAGUUUUUAAAGAAGGGAAGAAUGGGGGAAGACGUUGCGUGUUUGGACAGGUUAGAUCAUUUUUCUGGUGUGACUAAAAUUCCCCGAAUUAUAAACAAAGUUUUUCUCUGUA